GUUAUAUAUACAUACAUACAUAUAUUACAAUGAGUGAAUCAGCCUCAAUGAAAUUAUUUAAGAAAACUUGUGCUCAAGUCAAAAAGAGUUUCACGAGUUAUAAAAAUUUGGGUGCUGAAAGAAAAUCCAAGAGUUAUUUGCAUGUUCGAUUGAGUGUUUUAGAUGAUAACUAUAAGAAAAUUAGUAGUCUUUUCGAUGACAUUCAGAAAUCAGAUGAAAGCGAAGAUGUAGCGGAUAAGUGUGAAGAAUUAUAUGAUUUCAUUGUCGAAAUGUGUCUCUGUUAUAAAUCAGACAUUCUAAACGAUUUAGAAGAAUUGGUGAAGUUAGAUGGUGGUCAAUCUGGUGAAGCCACUAGAAAGGUAGAAAGGAAUGAUGAAUCUCAUUUUAAUAGUACUAUGAAAACACCACAUGUACAUGAGAUUAAGCUUCCUCGUAUAACUCCUCCAACCUUUUAUGGAGAUUACAAUACUUGGCGUCCUUUCCAUGACCUUUUUGUGUCAUUGAUACACAACAAUUCUUCUUUAUCGAAUAUCGAGAAAUUGACAUAUUUAAAAUCAUGUUUAAAGGGUAAUGCUGCAUCAUUAUUAGACUAUUUAGAGGUUAAUAAUGAUAAUUAUGAUGAGGCUUGGGAAAUUUUGACAACACGCUACGACCACAAAAGAAUUUUAGUCAACUCACAGUUAAAAUCAUUUUUUGAGCAGCCAAUAAUUAAGGUUGAAACGUCAGAUUCCAUCAAGUGUCUGUUAGAUAAAUCGAAAGAAGUGCUUCAUGCUUUGAAGAACUUAGGUGUGCCAGUAGAAAGUUGGGAUGUUUUCGUGAUUUUCACAUUGCUACAAAAACUACCUAUAAAAACACAACAGUUAUGGGAAGAAAAGCUUGGAUUAACAAAGGAGCUACCUUCUUUCCAUGAAUUUUCAGUUUUUUUGGAAACUCGUUUUCGUUCUUUAGAAGUUGUUUGCCAAUCAGGGUUGAAGUCAUUAGAUUCCACUAGUAAGGAACCAUCUAAAUUCAAACCAAGAGUAUUUCACUUGAAUUCUACAAGGAAGGAUACUCGUAGUUGUGCAGUAUGUCAUCGCGGUCAGCAUACACUUCGCUCUUGUUACUCAUUUUUAGAUUUGGAUGUACCUGAAAGAAUGAAGAUAGUUAAACAAAUAGGAGUUUGUGAAAAUUGUUUGGCUUACAACCAUAAAACAUUCAAAUGUCCGAGUGAGAAACGAUGUUAUCACUGCAGACAGAAACAUCACUCACUUUUACACGAUUCUCAUUCUACUCAGCAGUCAUUUAACAAUCAACCUUCAUUUUCUCAAGAUUCACAGUUCAACAAUUCACAGCCGUCUAAUUCGCACAAUUCACAACCACAUCGUAGAAAUCCAAUACCAGAUUCAAAUCAAAAUAGCUAUCCAGUAUCAACACAAAUCAAUCCAAACGCUCCAGCAUUUCAUCCAGGUAGUGAUCAAGCUUCAUCAACGAACACCACUCGCAGUUAUCACCUCUCAAAUCAAGCGAAUUCUUUCGUUCUACUUGCCAUAGCAGUAGUUCAGAUUCAGUCAUUGAACGGAGAGUUUGUGAAUUUGAGAGCGCUGAUAGAUCCAGGUUCAGAAGCAACAUUCAUCACCGAAGCAGCAGCACAACAACUUAAUUUAAGAAAAUGUCGUACCCUUGUCGAAGUCUCUGGAUUUGGAAAUAACAAAACAGGUUCUUGUCAAAGCUUUGUCAACAUAAAAUUAAAAUCGAUACAUACCUCAUUUGAGAUAGGUGCUAGGGCGUUCGUUUUUAAAACUUUAACUGGUUUACUUCCCAAUAAAGAGUUUCUUCCACAUCAAUGGACCCAUAUUCAGGGUUUGAGUUUAGCCGAUCCCUCAUUUCACAAACCUGCUAACGUUGACUUGCUAUUAGGUAGUGAUGUUUUUAGUGAAAUAGUUCUGCCGGAGAUAGUCAGGGGAACAGAAGCAGUUGCUCCAAUUGCUCAAAACACUCAACUUGGAUGGAUCGUCUUUGGUAAGGUACCUGUCGAAACAUUUCGGAUACACUUGCAGUUUGUCGACAUCGAUUCACAACUUCGCAAAUUUUGGGAAAUUAAAGAAACACCGUUCGAUGAACCUGAAGCUGCGGAAGACGCUGCUUGUGAGAAGCAUUUUCAGAUGAACACCUGCCGUUUACCAGAUGGAAGAUUUGAAGUUGCCUUACCAUUCAAGGACGGUGAUAGACCUGCACUUGGAAACAGUCAGCAAGGAGCCUUCAGAAGAUUUCUUCAACUCGAACGAAGACUCAACAACAAUCCAGAGUUACACAAACAAUAUGCAGCUUGCAUUUCCGAGUACCUUCAACUAAAUCACAUGGAAGAAGUAGAUGUCAGCCAAGGAAUUCUUAAUUCACCAUUCUAUUAUGUCGUGCCUCAUCAUGCUGUAUUUAUGGAGUCCAGUACCACAACGAAGUUGCGAGUAGUUUUUGAUGCUACCUUCAAAACUUCUGACGGAACGUCCUUGAACGAACAUCUUUUGGUUGGACCUAAGACACAAUUAAACAUUAUGGACAUCAUUUUAAAAUGGAGAACUUUUAAGAUUACCUUGACAGCGGACAUUGAAAAAAUGUACCGGCAAAUUCAAAUGAGAGACCAAGACACGCUUUAUCAGCUAAUUUAUUGGAGAAGUGACAACCAGAGUCCUUUGAAGCUGUAUCGUUUAAAAACAGUAACUUUUGGAACCGCAUCUGCUCCUUACUUGGCAACACGUACUUUGAAUAAGCUCGCUGAUGAUGAAAGGCAAAAUUAUCCAUUAGCAGCUGAUAUGAUAAGACAAGACAUGUACGUUGAUGAUUUAGUAAGCGGAGCAGACUCAAUUUACAAAGCUCAACAGAAAGUGACCGAAAUCAACCAACUCUUAUUAUCAGCUGGCUUCCAUCUUCGGAAAUGGGCCAGUAAUUUUGAAGAAGCUCUUGUGAACAUCGCUCAUCAAGACCGUGCAGUUGAUUUCAUGCUACCCUUUGAGUCAGCAGAACACAUCAAGACUCUUGGAAUCAAAUGGCUUCCUUACAGUGACUCCUUUUCUUUUCAGUGGACCAAAUCCGAAUCAGUAGAAGUCACCAAACGAGAAGUUCUUUCAACUAUUGCCAAACUUUUCGAUCCCCUUGGAUGGAUUUCACCAUGUGUGAUUUUGGCAAAAAUCAUUAUGCAAAAGUUAUGGGUGAAGGGUUUGGCAUGGGAUGCACCUGUUCCGCCAGAACUGCAGCGAGAAUGGUUAUCUCUACAAACACAACUACCAGUUCUUCAAGAUAUCAAAAUUCAACGUUGGAUGCAAACUGAAAAGAAUAAUUUAAAAGUAGAAUUACAUGGAUUCAGCGAUGCUUCAAUGAAGGCUUAUGGAGCUGUAGUUUAUUUACGGACCUUGGACAAAAAUAAUAAAAUUCACACCAACCUUGUUAUGUCGAAAACUAGAGUUGCACCACUCAAUACUAUAUCGCUUCCUCGACUUGAAUUAUGUGGUGCUGUGAUGUUAGCUCGACUUUUAAACUAUGUUCAAAAGGUCUUAAAAUUAAAUGAUGUCAAAACGUUUGCGUGGACGGAUUCUAUGAUAACUUUAUGUUGGAUUGCUGCACCGCCAUCAAAAUGGAAAACAUUUGUUAGUAACAGAGUUGCCGAAAUACAGAGAUUAACAAAUGUCAACAUCUGGAAUCAUGUUCCUACAAAACAGAACCCAGCAGAUUUUGCGUCCAGAGGAGUUUCACCAUUGGAACUUAAAGACAACUGUCUUUGGUGGCGAGGACCAGACUACCUUCAAUCCGAUUGGAAGUUUUCGAGCCCAAGUUCAACAUCAUCGUUUGAAACAGAAGAAGAAAUGCGUCCAGAAAAAAUCCACCUGCAUUGCGUCGUUGAAACUGAAAAUGAAGUACAAAAAUUAAUUAACAAAAUUUCAGAUUUUAAACAACUCGUACGAACCAUUGCUUACUGCCGGAGGAUUGCAUUCUUUUUUGUUAAAAAAUUAUCACAAGACCAGUUAAAAAGCCCAAUUUCAACAACCGACAUUAGAAAUGCAACCUUUAAUUGCAUUAGAGUAGUACAGAGACAGCACUUUUCAGAAGUAUUCAAGGAUUUGACAAAGCAUCCAACAUCAGGUAAACAUUUUGGAUCAUUAAAUCCCUUUAUUGACAGUCAUGGAAUACUACGAGUAGGAGGACGUUUACAAAAUUCAAAUUUACAAUACGAACAGAAACAUCCAAUUAUUUUAAAAUCUAGCAAUCUCUUCACAGAACUUUUGAUUAGGGAGGCGCAUGAAAACACUUUCCAUGGUGGAAUACAACAAACGAUCGCAUAUAUAAGGACAAAAUAUUGGAUUUUCAACCUAAAAACUAGUGUUAAAAAAUAUAUUCACCACUGUACUAUCUGUUUUCGUUUUGGAGCGAAACCGUUACAGCAAUUAAUGGGAAAUCUUCCAGCUCCCCGAGUAAGAAUCUCGCGACCAUUUACCCACAUCGGGGUAGACUAUGCUGGACCGAUAGAUGUCAAAUCUUGGAAAGGCCGUGGAGGAAAAACGUUCAAAGGAUAUUUCUCCAUAUUUGUAUGUUUAGCAACCAAGGCAAUACACCUUGAAGCUGUCACCGAUAUGACAACUCAAACUUUUUUGGCAGCCUUUCGAAGAUUUACAGCACGUCGAGGUAUUUGCACAGAAAUCUACAGUGACUGUGGAAAAAACUUCGUAGGAGCGAAUUCCGAACUUCAAAAAAUGCUGAAGGCCGCAAAUUUCGACUGGAAGCAAGUCCAAUUAGCAACAACCAACAUCGGAACAAAGUGGAAUUUUAUUCCUCCCGCUUCCCCGCACUUUGGAGGUCUAUGGGAAGCAGGAGUGAAAUCUGUUAAAUUUCACUUAAAGCGGAUCGUUAGGAACGAGACCCUUACAUUUGAGGAACUCAGCACACUUCUAACUCAAAUAGAAGCAUGUUUAAAUUCGAGGCCUCUAUGUCCUUUAUCCGACAACUUUGAAGACUUCGCCAUUUUAACACCAGCACACUUUCUAAUUGGAACAUCAAGUUUUCUUGUACCAGAAGCAGAUAUAAACGACGAAAAAAUUACUCAUCUAAAUAGAUGGAAUAAAAUGCAAGCAGCCGUCAACUCAUUCUGGAAGCAGUGGAGCGGAGAGUACUUAUCUCGAAUGCAACGUCGACCAAAAUGGUUACACCAACAGCCACAACCUCAAGUUGGAGAUUUAGUAUUGCUAAAAGAUGAACGCCUGCCACCAUCGCAAUGGGCUCUUGCACGUAUUACCUCACUAGUACAAGGAGCUGAUAAGCUUACACGUGUCGUAACUAUAAAAACAAAAUCAGACGAAGAUGGAGUUGAGAACUAUGUUCACGCCGGGGAGGAAUGUUGAGCUAAGAAACAGAACGCCACCCACCAACUAGUCUUCAAUUUGAUUGUUUUUAUAAAGUUAUAUAAUUGUAAAUGUCAAAUUCAAAUUCUGCUUAUCAUGUUUCAUUUUUAUUGUUAUACCAUUAUGCCUAUUUUGUGACAAUAAUGUCAAGAAAAUAAAUCAUUCUUCUUUAUAACGUUGGAACGAAAA
Molecule: messenger RNA, 5552 nt
Organism: Eupeodes corollae
Lineage: Eukaryota; Metazoa; Arthropoda; Insecta; Diptera; Syrphidae
Exons: 2
Coding region: 30-5363 (1777 amino acids)
Biological process (GO): DNA integration
Molecular function (GO): nucleic acid binding
Source: RefSeq, a predicted model, not a curated record